UGUAUAUUGAAUAAUACAAUUGCACACUACGCAAAAGUGUAAAUUAAUCAGACAUUGUGUCGAUAUGGUCACCCCUAAGCAUGUAGAGUGCUCUAGGGCAGCGCGGAAUUCACAGCAUAACCGUUCAAUGGAUAUGGUAGCGACAGAAAAUUAUGAAAAGAUCGACGACAUCUUAGAGGCUUUCAACCGCAAGGACUCGAUCGCCGCAGAGGCAGAAAACAUUUACACAAAGUAUGACUGUUUGAAGGGCAUCAGCUUAUACCCUCAUCAGGAAGUUGGUGUGAAGUGGAUGUGUGAGAUGGAAGAGCAAUAUGAUGGAGGGCUUCUAGCUGACGAGAUGGGAAUGGGUAAAACACAACAGAUCAUCGGAUUGCUACUAGCCCGCCCCGAAAAUCGAACACUGAUAGUGGUACCCUUGUCUAUGAUGGAUAUAUGGGUAACUAGCAUAAAACAAUUGUCAAGAUUGGCACACAACCAGAAAUUGAAAGCCAUCAAAUACCAUGGGACGAACAGGGACCUACACUUACAUCAAAAUUCGGAAUACAAAUACGUUGUGAUCACCACUUACGAUAUUGUUGUCAGUGAAGUAAAACUGAAGGCUAGAAACGAAAAUUUGCGGGAAGGCGAACCGCAUUCCGCAUUAUGGAGAGUUCCAAAAUGGGACCGAAUCAUAUUGGACGAGGCGCAUGUCGUCAGAAAUAGCGAAACAAAGAAGUUCAAGUCGAUCAUCAAAUUGUCUCAAAAAUGUGCUUUUCGGUGGUGUGUCAGCGGGACACCUAUCAAUAAUAAACCGGAGGACCUGUUGUCUUUGCUUCGCGUUACGCAAUUCGAAGAAAACAAAUUUAAAAUUGGUAUGGCAGUUAAACCUGGAAAGAGUCCGUGGGUCCAAUGGUUCAAACAUCUAGAUUAUGGCGAUGAUCGAUGUUUGUCUCUAGAAGCGACGAAACGUUUGAAGCUUGUAGCAUCUAUGUUUGGCCUGCGACGCACACCGCUCGACAAAAACGCAGAGGGUCAGCCAUUGAUAGUUAUGUCUGAAAAAAAGGUUGAGCACGUCAAUUUAAAGUUUUCUACAGAUGAAAGUGAACUUCAGCGCACUUAUCACAAACAUUGCAACGAAGAAGUCGCAAGUAUUAUCAAGCGGGGAUCGUUACCAAAGUCAGCUGCAUGCAUGUUCGCAAUGCUGACACGGCUCAGACAAUUGUGCAUCCACCCAUCGCUUGUUACUUUUAAAGUGAGUACUUGUGAUGGGCCCGAUUGCAAAAAGAAAGAAACGAACCCUGUGGAAGCAUGUCAACUUUUAACGCAUGAACUCUGCAAAGAAUGCUGUCUAAAAUUUGCCGAGGACGACGAGUGCCCGGUUUGCGAUAGCGCUGCCACUGGCACAAACAAUUUCGCAACAAGAUAUCCCGAGUCAAAGUCUUUAUUAAAGAAGGAGCGAGAGAAGGCUAGGAAGAUCUUUGACGCAUGGUCAUUAAGAGAUGUCCGCGGCAAAAUCGUUCGAUCCACAAAAACAAAGUGGAUAUUGAAGGAGAUGGCCGAAAGAAAACCUACGGAGAAGAUAGUAGUCUUUUGCAGUUUUGUAGCGUACUUUAAGGAGGUACUAGGGGAAGUGCUUAACGAAGAGGAAAUCAAAUAUGUGAUGUACCACGGUGAAAUGACGAUAGAAGACCGAGAAGCCAAACUGAAGAAUUUCCGCGAUGAUAUGAGUGUGUCGGUAUGCCUCAUGUCGUUGAUGGCAGCCAAUGUGGGAAUCAAUCUGCAGCAUGCUACAAAAGCGAUCAUUGUGGAUCCGUGGUGGAAUCCAGCGGUUGAGAUGCAAGCAGAAGCUCGCAUCUGGCGGAUUGGUCAAGAAAAGAAUGUCUCAAUCUUCAAACUUUUAAUUGAUGAUAGUGUUGAGAUGAGGGUGAAAAGAGCUCAAAGAGUGAAAAUGACAUACAUUGAUGCCGCAUUCGGUGAAGAGGAAUCCAGGGAAACACCCUUGAGUGUAGGGCUGGUAGGUUCGGAUGUGUAUUCACUCGCGGGUCUGAUCACGAACCAGACACCUCAAGAAAUCCAGCAAAUGGUCGAGCAAGAGGAACAACAGAGGACAACACAAUACACGCACACAGCCCGCCAGCAGAAAAGUGAACCACAGGCUACAGGAUCGCCACAGACUGAUUCGUUUGGUGAUACUCCGAGGACAACGCGAACAAACAUGCACACCACCCGCCAGCAGAAAAGUGAACCACAGGCUACAGAAGUCACAGAUAAGGACCCGGAGUGUGAUCCACUGGACAGAUACGUCGAUAUGCCGUAUAUGGAUCCUGCAACGAAAACAAUGGUCGGGUGGACAAAUGCUUCAGUGCAUCCCACACCACAGUCGCGGUCGCCAAUACAUCCACAGAUUCCACACACACAGAGCAAAAGGACAGCCACACCACACACACAAAUUAGCAAGACAGCCACACCGCACACACAUACCAGCAAGACAGCCACACCACACACACAGACCAAGAAGACAGCCACACCACACAUCACUGGUCGCCGUUCACAAGCAUUCAUCGUCACGAAUACGCGGGCCCAAGCAACCCCACCCACGGAACACUCACCGCCAGCCAUAGCCCUGUCCACGACAGCGCACCGACGCACAGCACAGGUGAGCCCAGCGUAUGUCGACGUUGAUAAAAUCCCUACCAUCGAUGUUGAUGCAAUAAGUUCGCCCACCAACCCACGACAGGAAGCAGCUACCCCUACCUCUAAUAGACCUGUCUCGGCGUACAUCGACCUGGAUACAGUACCAGAUGAGCCUACCUCCAACCGACCGGUCUCAUCAUACAUCGAUUUGGAUGCAGUAGCAGCUGAGCCUACCUCCAAUAGACCGGUAAGUCCGGAUAUUGGUGACAUGUGA
Messenger RNA from Sphaeroforma arctica JP610, 2887 nucleotides. RefSeq lists its product as hypothetical. NCBI's taxonomy places the organism in Eukaryota, Ichthyosporea, Ichthyophonida. The record is from RefSeq and is a predicted model, not a curated record. The coding region runs from base 65 to 2887 and encodes 940 amino acids. Gene Ontology annotation, molecular function: ATP binding; ATP-dependent chromatin remodeler activity. The transcript is spliced from 18 exons.